GGAAAAGUCACGGAACUCUAUUUCACGCAUGCGUACUGUGAUUCUCCACCAGGGUGUCGAAUCAGGCAGCGACAAACGCUUGUGUUCGCGUUAUUAAUUAGCAUUUUUUAUUUUUUUACGACUGAAUAAUGGAGGAGUUCAAUUCCGGAGAUGAGGUUGGAUUCAGUCCUGACGACGCAAGUAAUGCAGUUAAAGAGUGCAUCGAGGGUGUAAUCGGAGGUGUGGACUACAGCCAAAAUAAAGUGAACCAGUGGACAGCGAGCAUUGUGGAGCACUCUCUCACUCAGCUGGUUAAACAGGGGAAAGCAUAUAAAUACAUCGUUAACUGCACUAUAAUGCAGAAGAGUGGCGCAGGUCUCCACACAGCUAACUCCUGUUACUGGGACACGACCACUGACGGAAGCUGCACAGUCAGAUGGGAGAAUCGCACCAUGUACUGUGUAGUUUGCGUGUUUGCCGUCGCUUUGUGAACCAGAGCCGCCUGCAGCACGCCAUGAGACCGCCCCACACACACACCCCAGGUGGCAUAAUGAACUCCUUUCAGCCUCAUGAAGCAGUGUUGUUCCAGCCCUGUGUUGUUGGGUUAAGGAUCAAGCAACCUGAGAGAGGUCACCUGACCAGUACUUUAAUAUUGUAACAUAACUGCUUGUGUUUGCCAUUCAUCAUUUUUAACUCCUAACAUUUUUGAGUAGAUUGUAAAUGCGUAGCGCAGUCGUUAGCAAACGUGUUUGUUCACUUUGGUGAGUUAAAUUCAGUGUUGUGUAACUGAGGAUAUGAAAUUCCUUAAUAAAUGACUAGAAAAUAUACAAGGAAUUGAAUCAGAUAUGAACCCGAUUUGUUGAUUAUUUUACAUUUUGUUUUUGAAGUUGUGUAUCCAACAGUUCUUGUACAAGGUUUAUAGCAAGUUGUAGAUGUCAAGUUUAAAUCAGGUAUUACAUUAAUUUCCAGAAAGAGAACAAAUUGAUAUUUGUAUUAUAUCAGCAAAGCAUUAAAAGUCUCUACUUGUGUGCAAAAAAAUAAAUCUCACCAUAUCCUGUGUCUGAUAAGAGCACAACUGUAACAACAAAUAGCAAAAUGUUUUGCUUUUAAUGAUUACUUUUUCUUUAUUUAUGAAUGGCUUAAGAAUAAAGAUGACUUGUGUCCUUCACAUUUAA
Tachysurus fulvidraco (yellow catfish) is the source of this 1154-nucleotide messenger RNA. It is a transcript of the gene dynlt3, whose product is annotated as dynein light chain Tctex-type 3. Gene Ontology annotation, biological process: microtubule-based movement. The coding region runs from base 129 to 470 and encodes 113 amino acids. The transcript has 5 exons. Gene Ontology annotation, cellular component: cytoplasmic dynein complex; cytoplasm; kinetochore. Lineage: Eukaryota; Metazoa; Chordata; Actinopteri; Siluriformes; Bagridae. Gene Ontology annotation, molecular function: dynein intermediate chain binding. The record is from RefSeq and is a predicted model, not a curated record.